AUGGAUGUAUAUAGGACUCAUCCUAAUCGUGCCGUAUUGAGGAAGGAAUUUAUAGAAGGAGUUGCGGGGUUUAUUGCUAAGGCGAAAUCGCUAAAUGAUUUUCUUAUUGAAGGGACAAUUAGGUGCCCUUGUAUUAAAUGCAAGUGUGUCAAGUUAUUGAGACCAGAUGUAGUUGAACUUCAUCUUUACAAGAAUGGAUUUAUAGAAAAUUAUUAUGUGUGGACUGUUCAUGGAGAGAAUCAUGAUUUUCAUAAUUCUUUUGGUGGUGAGGGUAGUCCCAGAGUAGAGAAUAAUUUUGAAAAUUCUCGAUUCAAUGAAAUGAUGAGAGAUGCUUUUGAGAUGUUUCCAGGGGCUCAAUCCGAACCAAAUGAUGAGGCUAAGCGCUUUUAUGAACAACUAGAGGAAGCUAGUCGUCCAUUGUAUGAAGGCUCAAUGCAUUCCAAGUUGUCUGUUGCAGUUAGACUACUAACUAUCAAAUCUGAUAGUUCUAUUUCUCAAGCGGGCAUGGAUUCUAUCAUUGGGCUUAUGAAUGAACUGAAUCCGAAUAAAAUUGACUUACCCAAAGAUUUCUAUACUGCAAAGAAAUUGGUGUCCAAGUUAGGACUUUCAUCAGAGAGGAUUGACUGUUGUGAGAAAGGAUGCAUGUUAUUUUAUAAGGAUGAUGCAGCAUUAGAAAAUUGUAAGUUUUGUAACCAACCUCGUUAUAAGGAGGUUACAAAUGCUAAUAAGAAGAAGGUUCCUGUGAAGGCGAUGCAUUACUUACCCCUUAUACCAAGGUUAAAGAGGUUGUACGCAUCAAUGAGCUCCGCUCCUCAUAUGAGAUGGCACUAUGAACAUAGAAGGCCAACCGGUGUUCUAUGUCACCCGUCAGAUGGAGAAGCAUGGAAGCAUUUUGAUAGGAUGUUCCCGGACUUUCCAAGUGAACCAAGAAAUAUUAGGUUGGGAUUAUGUGCUGAUGGAUUCACUCCAUUUGCAGUCUCUGCCGCACCAUAUUCAUGUUGGCCAGUGUUUGUUACGCCGUAUAAUCUUCCUCCAGAGUUUUGUAUGACAAGUCCAUAUUUGUUCCUAACUUGCAUUAUUCCAGGUUCACGCAAUCCAAAAAGUUUAAUUGAUGUAUACAUGCAGCCGUUGAUUGAUGAGUUAAAGUUAUUAUGGCAUCAAGGUGUGGAAACCUAUGAUAUAUCAACUAAACAGAACUUCAGAUUGCGUGCCGCUUUAAUGUGGACUAUAAAUGAUUUUCCUGCUUAUGGAAUGCUAUCCGGGUGGUCUACUGCUGGAAAGUUAGCUUGCCCGACUUGCAUGGAAGACACAAAAACGUUCACUUUGAAACAUGGAGGUAAGAACACAUGGUUUGACUGUCACCGUCGUUUCUUGCCAAUGGAUCAUGAAUUUAGGAGAAACACUAGUGCAUUUCUGAAGAAUCAAAGUGAUUAUGAAGAGCCACCUUCAGUCUUGUCGCCAGAAGAAAUUUGGAAUAGAGUUAGGGAUCUACCUAAGGUAACAGAGUCUCCAUUACCUAAUAAGAUACCUGGUUAUGGUGUUACCCAUAACUGGACUAAACAGAGCAUAUUUUGGGAGUUACCUUAUUGGAAGCAUAAUCUUCUAAGGCAUAAUCUUGACGUCAUGCAUAUUGAGAAGAACUUUUUUGAUAAUUUGUUUAAUACUGUGAUGGAUGUUAAUAACAAGACAAAAGAUAACUUGAAGGCCAGGAUGGACUUGAAGGAAUAUUGUAGGCGAAGUGAGUUGUACCUUACAUACCUGAAUAACAAGAUUCAGAAUCCCAAGGCCAGUUACACAUUCACUUUGGAUGAGAGAAGGGAGAUUUGUCAGUGGGUUAAGAAUUUGAGUAUGCCAGAUGGAUACGCGUCAAACUUAUCUAGGUGUGUUGACAUGAAAGAAGGGAAGUUGAUGUCAAUGAAAAGCCAUGAUUGUCACAUUUUCAUGGAAUCAUUGAUGCCUAUUGCGUUCAAUGCCUUGCCUGAUAGAAUAUGGAAGCCUAUCACAGAGAUAAGCUUAUUUUUUAAGGAGUUGUGUUCUAGCACAUUGAGGGUGGAGAAUCUAACUUACAUGGAGAGUAAUAUUCGCCUAACUUUAAAUAAGUUGGCGAAAAUUUUUCCUCUUGGUUUCUUCGAUGUAAUGGAGCAUCUUCCAAUUCACCUUGCGCAAGAGGCACGACUUGGAGGGCCAGUUCAGUAUAGAUGGAUGUAUCCCUUUGAGAGACCCAAUCGACAUGACGAUGGAGGAAGUAAUGAUCCUUCAGCACCACCAUUUUCCAUAUUCAAUCAACCAGGAAAAGGUGGUCCAAAAAAUAGUUCAAAGCGAAUCUUGACUGAGAAGGAACUAGAGUCAGCUACAACACAUGUACUAUUGAAUUGCCCCGAGGUCCAACCUUAUUAUAGUUACUUUGUGGGUACAUAUGGGCAGAAUGCUGUUUAUCCUACGUUUUCAAAGUGGUUUAGAGAAUUUGUUCAUAAUCCAGCUAAUGGCAUACGUGAUCAAUUUCUGUAUGAUAUAGCUUGGGGACCUGAUCCUAGAGUUAGAAAGAUGUCUAGGUAUUGUGUUAAUGGGUACAAGUUCCAUACAGAAGAAUGGUCUAAGGGCAAGAAAACCAAUAAUAGUGGGGUGUGGGUGAAAGGUGAGGGGGAUGUUGAUUAUUAUGGUGUGAUUCAAGAGAUUUUAGAACUCGAGUACAGUGUUGGUUGGCCAAAGAAAAAGUUGGUACUCUUUCGGUGCAAGUGGUAUGAUCCAGCACCAAAUAGAGGUACGAAGGUGCACCCCCAGUACAAAAUAGUUGAAAUUAAGCACACAAGGGAUUAUCCAUUCUAUGAUCCAUUUAUCAUUGCACAAAAUGUAAAACAAGUGUAUUACACUCCUUAUCCUUUGUGCAAGAAUAAGUCCUCAUGGAGGGUGGUUAUUAAAACAAAACCCGUGGGUAGAGUGGAAGUCGAGGAUGUUUUGGAUGUAGCUUACCAAAAUGACAUUUCAACUGUUGAAGCAUUGGUAGAUGAUGAAUUAGCAGGUGAAUUACACCAUAGCGAAGGCAUCUAUGAAGAAUUUGAUAUUUCUGUCCUUAGAUCAAAUUUAAAUGAUGAUGGGGAAGGAACAUCCAGGUCAAAUGAGGAGGAAGACCCAGCCAAUGAAUAUGAAACAAGCGAUGAGGAAGAAUUAUCUGAUGGAAAUGAAACAAGCGAUGGAGAAGAAUUUCUUGAUGACAAUGGAACAAGUGAUGAGGAAGAAUCUAAUAAUGAAUAUGAAUCAAGUGAAGAUGAUUGA
This is a messenger RNA of Nicotiana attenuata, 3273 nucleotides long. RefSeq lists its product as uncharacterized. NCBI's taxonomy places the organism in Eukaryota, Viridiplantae, Streptophyta, Magnoliopsida, Solanales, Solanaceae. The record is from RefSeq and is a predicted model, not a curated record. The transcript has 4 exons. Bases 1 to 3273 code for a protein of 1090 amino acids.